Messenger RNA from Punica granatum (pomegranate), 2532 nucleotides. Lineage: Eukaryota; Viridiplantae; Streptophyta; Magnoliopsida; Myrtales; Lythraceae. The record is from RefSeq and is a predicted model, not a curated record.
CUGAAUUUCAGAAAGGCCCUUCGUCCCCUCUCUUGGCUCAUAUUUCUCCUGGGGGAAGACUGUAGUCAUCAUCGUUCUCCUCAGCCACUCAGUUCAGUGCCAAUACAAUGCUCAUCCCCUCCAUCGCCACACCUCAGUCCCUCCUCUCCAACCCCGCCGCCGCCGCCGCCACAGCCACCGCCACCGCCACAGCCACCGCCACAACCUGCAGCCUCCUCCACCUCGCCUGCAAAUGCAACUCCACCAGGCCGAGCCCCGCCUCUCAGAAGCUCUCCCCUCUCUGCGCCUCCCGCGACUCUGCCUCCCUCCUCAACACCACACCUGGCCCGCCUCUCCACCACGUUGCGGAUGAUGACUCCCAGGGAUCACCGCUGGUGCCUUCCGCCUCCGCUGUCGCGUCCGCUAUCCGUAGAGCGUCGAAUUCGCCGGUGGAGUUUAUGCAGAGGAUCGAGAAGGACCGGAGGAGCGGGCUGGUGCUUCCGAGUCCCGAUUUCCAGAGGCUAUGCAUCGAGCAGCUUGACCUGUUUCGACGCAUUGUUGAUCCCGAUGCUCUGCUCUCGGUGUACGUAAGACCAGCUGGUAGUUACGUUAUGGACCGCCUUGAGCUGCGCCGAGUUACUUCCUAUCCUGAGCAGGCAGUCAAUGCGCCGGGCGUUGUCAUUUUGAUCGGAAAUUUCAAUGUUCCAACAGGACUGCGCGCCGCUGAAGCUGCUUUAUCCAAUCAACAAGAUGAGGAGGUGCCGGAAUGCAGGGCUGUGGUUUUUCCGAUGGUGAAGCACCCUUUUGUAGUUGGGUUUUUGGUGGUUGAGCUUCCAACGAGGGAAGAGCACGAGUUAUUGCACAGCCCUUCCCCCGAGGAAGCAUAUGCUUUGCCACCUUCAGGAAUGGGUAUUAAGUUGAGAGAUAUUCCAAGUUUUAUGGAUGAGAAACCGCGAAUGUACAUGUUGUCUUCUGAGCAAAGAUCAAAUGCAAUCAACAUCUCUCGUUCUUUGGCAAUGGCGUAUGUUAUGGAUCAGAAAGCAUUGUUGCUUCAGCAAUCUUCUUGGCAAAAUAAUGUCCGUAUGAGCAAUUUAGUUGAGCAAAUUCGUGGUCCACUAUCUAGCAUCCAAACUUUGACUAAGAUGUUGUCCAUGCACAUGAAAAGAAGUGAGAUUGCAUAUGACAUUGUUGAAGACAUUCUGGUACAAGGUGAUCAAAUUAGGGAUACUCUAAAACAGCUCCAGGAAGCGGUACACCUGACAAAGGCUAAUAUAAUGCGCUACAAUGAGGAAAAUUUGAAGAAGAUGAAUGGUUUAACUUAUGGCCAUCAGAAAUCUGUGACGCCUCAUUUGUCCAACAAGUCAUCACAAGAAACUUCCACCAUUGGCAGGUUUUCUCCGGAUUCAGCAGUUAAGGAUUUGGAGUUGCCGAUGCCACCUCUGGCGCUGGCCCCUCUACGGCAACAUGGAAUCAGACCGUGCAGUAUUUCUGAUGUGCUGUCUGAUCUUGUUGAAGCCAUAAGCCCACUUGCUCAUAGGCAGCAAAGAGUUGUAGAACUCAGCGAACUCUCGCACACCCUGGAAGUCGCAGUAGAGGAGCCUGCUCUGCGCCAAGCUCUGAGCAACUUGAUCGAGGGUGCAUUAUUGCGAACUCAAGUCGGUGGUAGAGUCGAAAUUGUAUCAACUGGAGCACCAGCAGGCGGUGCUCUCGUUGUGAUUGAUGAUGACGGUCCUGACAUGCACUACAUGACUCAGAUGCACUCGCUGACACCGUUUGGGCCGGGCCUUUUGUCUGAGGAUAUGGUUGAGGACAACAUGACGUGGAACUUCGUUGCAGGUCUCACUGUUGCUCGCGAGAUACUAGAGGGCUAUGGAUGUGUCGUGAGAGUGAUAUCUCCCAGGACAUCUGGUGCAGCCCUUGGAGCUGGUGGGACCCGCGUCGAACUUUGGGUUCCCUCUUUCACAUCAAUACCCGAGAAAGAUAAACCGGAUCAGAAAGAUUAGCUGGAAGGUCGGAGUGCUGAUGGAAAAUGAUUGCUUAUCUCCCCAGAGAAUGGAUGAAAGUGGAUCCGAUUCAGCGCUUAGGUACCUGAACUGGUAUGAACCCGAAGGAUUUAAAACCUUUGUGCACUUUCAACUUCAGUUGCUGGUCCUGUAAAGUUGCUUCCACUUUACGGCACUGUUUGUGAAAAUUUGUACAUAGCAUACCAUAAGGAGUCCUCACGAAUUCUCGCGUAGCGGAGAAAAUUUACUUGUCACACUGAUUUAUGCUAUAGAUGCAGUAUACAUCCGAGAGUCGAGAAUGGGGGAAGGAAGGCGGGAUAUUCUGGAGUCCAUACGAUUCCGUCCUGUCUCUAUUGGAUGUGUUGGUCUAUUAGAUUCCUCUUGACACAUGACAAUACGUUCUUCGACUCGAUCACUUUUGAUGUAUGCAUACAAUCAAGUUGGCUGAACUUGGUUUUCGGCUUGUCCGAUAUAUGUACCUGUUCGACACAAAGUUCGGGCAUACAAUCAUGUAUAAAUGGUGAUCUCCAUUUUACUUUUUCUUAAGCUA